Apodemus sylvaticus (European woodmouse) is the source of this 1020-nucleotide messenger RNA. Its product is annotated as granzyme A-like. Bases 170 to 952 code for a protein of 260 amino acids. The record is from RefSeq and is a predicted model, not a curated record. Lineage: Eukaryota; Metazoa; Chordata; Mammalia; Rodentia; Muridae. Gene Ontology annotation, molecular function: serine-type endopeptidase activity. The transcript is spliced from 5 exons. Gene Ontology annotation, biological process: proteolysis; negative regulation of oxidoreductase activity; positive regulation of apoptotic process.
GCGGGUGAUGAGGGUCAUGCCUGCUCUCGCCUAUCUUAGUUUCAUUUUCCAGCUCUACACCUGGACAUUUGAAAGAGAAGAACUAAAACCACAUCCUUUGUACUCUCAUAUAUAAGAGGAAAGAAACAAAAACAGAGAGAUCCCUGCUGAUUGAUGUGGGAAAGCCACGAUGAGGAACGCCUGUGUUCCCCGGGUGUCGGCUCUUGCUACUGUCUUUUUUCUUCUGCUAAUUCCUGAAGGUGGCUGUGAAAGGAUCAUUGGAGGAGACACAGUGGUUCCUCACUCAAGACCGUACACAGUUCUACUUAAACUUAAUUCAAAGAGCAUCUGUGCUGGUGCUUUGAUUGCAAAGGACUGGGUGUUGACUGCUGCCCAUUGUAACUUGGGAAAGAGAUCUGAGGUCAUUCUUGGGGCUCACUCAACAAAGAAGGAGCCAGAACAACAGAUAUUAUCUGUUAAGAAAGCAUUUCCCAAUCCAUGCUUUGACAAAUAUACACACAAGGGUGAUCUACAACUUCUACAGCUAAAUAAAAAAGCAACAAUUAACAGAAAUGUGGCUGUCCUUCGUCUACCUGAAAAGGCAGAUGAUGUGAAACCAGGAACCAGAUGCCAAGUAGCAGGGUGGGGGAGUUCUUGCAAUAAGUCACCUCACUCUGAUACUCUGAGAGAAGUCAACAUCACUGUCAUAGACAGAAAAAACUGCAAAGAUAAAAAACACUGUAAUUUUAACCCUGGAAUUGGACUAAAUAUGAUUUGUGCAGAAAGUCUCCAGGGUGGAAAGGACUCAUGCAAUAAAGAUUCUGGAAGCCCUCUGCUAUGUGAUCGUAUUCUCCAAGGCAUCGCUUUAGGCCUUAAGGGGAAGUGUGGAGAUCCCCGAGGGCCUGGCGUCUAUACUUUCAUCUCAGAGACAUACCUCCAAUGGAUAAAGAAGACUAUGAAGGGAGCUGUGUAAAUGUGUGACUUUCACUCUAUCCACUGUCACUCCUGUGUCUGAGCACAAAUAAAGUCAGCUUGAAUAGC